Messenger RNA from Ustilaginoidea virens, 1149 nucleotides. RefSeq lists its product as uncharacterized. The record is from RefSeq and is a predicted model, not a curated record. NCBI's taxonomy places the organism in Eukaryota, Fungi, Ascomycota, Sordariomycetes, Hypocreales, Clavicipitaceae. The transcript has a single exon. The coding region runs from base 1 to 1149 and encodes 382 amino acids.
AUGCCAGUCCAGCUCCUCCCUGCCUCGGCUGCCGCCUUCGCCCCCAGGGCCUCCUCGGUCAAUGUCGUGCUGGGCAACAAGGUCGAGCCUUGGCUGACGCAAACCCUGAAGCGAGUCAGUCGCGUAAAGCGCCCGCUCAACAGCGUUCCCCAGCACCAGAGAUGCCUGGCCGACCUGCUGUCGUCGCCCAACGCCAUCUGGACCCUUGCCUCGCUCAUGCUCCCCAACCUGGCCGACGCCGACCACCCCGACGCCGACCUCGACGCCGAUCCCGACAUGCCUGCCGAUCCCCUCGAGCACCACCUCCUCUUCAGCCAUCGCCUCGUCCACGUCGAAGCCUACAUUGUCCACGUCGACAUGGUGCUCCGCAACGAAGUUGCCUACAAGCUCACGCCCGACACCAUCGCUGCUCUGGUCGGCUACCACGAGCAGGUCCACUGCGUCGACGCCAAGGCCAACACGUAUGACUGGCCCGACAAGGACCAGCAGUGCCGCAAGCUGCACGACGACUUCGUCCAGGCCGUCAACAGGUUCGUCUAUCGCGCCCACGCCACCGCUCUGGAAGGCCUCGAGGAGGAGGGUGCCGGAGAGCUGUUGAUCGGCAAGAGCGACGAGGUCAAGUCCAGCCUCAUGGCUCUCAUGAAGCCUCUGCUGCCGCCGCCGCCGCCGCCGCCGCCGCCGCCCCCCGCGCUGGCGCCUCGCGUCGUCCAUCUCGUCCGCCAGCCUCCGCUGCUGCCCAGCUCUUCUCCCGCCAGUGCUUUCUGGUCGCAGCCUCCGCCAAGCAGCUCCCUCCCCGCAGUCGACGCCUGGCGAGUCCUGCCUUCGAGCCCAGGCCUGGCCACCUCGUCGGCCGAAUCCGAUAGCACGCCGGUGUGGACGACCCUGGGCAUGAGCGACGUCCAGAUGCCCUCCUCUCCUCCCGCCCUGGCCUUCACCCAGCCCUACUCGUCAAGCCCCUUCUACUUUGGUUCGCCGCCCAUCCAAGGUCCGAUGCUCGCAGCAGCGCUGCCUCUGCCCAGCAUGCUUGCCUCUUCUCAAUGCGGCGUGAGCGUGGGCGUGGGCGUGGGCGUGGGCAUGGGCGUGGGCAUGGGCAUGGGCAUGGGCGGCUUUGGCUGGGAUCGCUACCAGGAGUAUGCGACCAUCAUGUGA